AUGACUAACAUUUCUUUUUACCAUGCAACCCUAGCUUUAUACAUAUUGUUACAACUUUCGGCAACAUCACCUGCAGAUGCAUUACGCGGUUUUACCACCAGUUUCAUUCAUAGAGAUUCACCCGCAUCGCCAUUUUACGACCCCUCGUUAAGUCAAGCCGAUCGAACAACUGGAGCCAUUCGUCGUUCUAUCUCACGCUUGUCUCGUUUCAAGUCGGCCCUUAACCUCCCCAACAACGAUGUCAAACAAACCGAAGACGUGAACUCGAAAAUCGUGUGGGCUAGUGGAGAUUACCUCAUGGAGUUUUACGUGGGCACACCGCCCUUCAAGCAACUAGCGAUAGCUGAUACCGGUAGCGAUAUUACAUGGACUCAGUGUCUUCCAUGCGAAAACUGCUUCAAGCAAGAUCAACCUAUUUUUAAUUCAGAAAACUCGUCAACUUUUCGACCAUUGACUUGUGGUUCAAGUUUAUGCCAAGCCCUAGGAGAUUCGAAUGCAUGCAAGGAGACAAACGGAACUUGUCAAUACCAAUUAGGGUACGGCGACUUUUCCUCCAGCGUUGGUGUCUUAGCUAUGGAAACUUAUACCAUAGGGGGAACAUCAAUACCGAAAUUGGCUUAUGGUUGUUCUCAUGAAAGCCAAGGUACGUUCCAACCAGAUACUGCCGGAAUUGUAGGGCUUGGAGGUGGAUCCUUUUCGCUAAUCGGCCAGCUUGGAAAAUCGAUAGCCGGGAAAUUCUCUUAUUGCUUGGCGUCUUAUCAUAAAAAUCGUGUGAGCCAGAAAAGCAGCAAUAUUAGUUUUGGCUCAAAUGCGAUUGUGUCCGGGUCGGGCGUGGUCACAACUUCAUUGGUCUCAAAGAGUCCGAAAACUUUCUAUUACCUCACCUUGGAAGCGCUUAGUGUUGGAGGAGACAAUAAAACGAGAUUUCCAUUUAAAGGAGUUAAUGCUGUUGAAAAGGGUAAUAUCAUAAUUGAUUCAGGCACGACACUAACUAUUUUACCCUCGAAUAUGUACCAAAGUUUGGAGGAUUCAAUGAAAAGAGCAAUUCGGGCCGACCCGGUUCAAGAUCCACAAGGACUUUUGAAUCUUUGUUAUAAAAAUGUCGAGGGAUUUACUGCCCCAACAAUCACUGCCCAUUUUGCUGGUGGUGCUGAUUUGGUGUUGCCGGAUACGAGCACUUUCGUUUUGAAUGGAGAUUUAUUGUGUUUGGCGAUCGUUCCUAACGAUGGGGUGGCCAUAUAUGGAAAUUUAUCGCAAGUCGAUUUCUUGAUUGGGUAUGAUCUUGAGAACCGUACUGUCUCUUUUAAGCCAACUGAUUGUUCAAAGGAGUAG
Messenger RNA from Impatiens glandulifera, 1332 nucleotides. RefSeq names its product aspartic proteinase CDR1-like. Gene Ontology annotation, molecular function: aspartic-type endopeptidase activity. NCBI's taxonomy places the organism in Eukaryota, Viridiplantae, Streptophyta, Magnoliopsida, Ericales, Balsaminaceae. Gene Ontology annotation, cellular component: extracellular region. Gene Ontology annotation, biological process: proteolysis. Bases 1 to 1332 code for a protein of 443 amino acids. The transcript has a single exon. The record is from RefSeq and is a predicted model, not a curated record.